AUGGGCUUGGUGGAGCAUUCCGAGGCGCCGGCCUCCCGCAAGCCUGGGCUCGACAACGAUAUCGCAGUCUCCGACGAGGUCGAUGCUGCAGAGGAUCAGCCUGCCCACAAGAGCGCAGAUGCGCUCGAUGACCACGUCUCUUCUAACGAUGAUGAUGAUCAGAAGGACAACGAGGACGACAACGACGAGGAAGACAGUGAGACUUUUAGUGCUGGUGGUGAUAGUGAGAGUGAGGACUUCCACUUCAAAGAAGCAGUGGACGACGGCAGGCUCAGCAAGGUGGUGAAGUUCGAAAUUCCCGACGAGAAUACCAGGCUUGCUCUGGCCGGCGCUGGCAUCAACACAGAUGUGUACUUUCAAGGCAGAUCCGAUGAGACGGCGACCUUCGCUGCGGCUCCUUGCGGUGCUAACGCCAAGUAUCUGACCUCCGAUUCCUUCGACGAGGUCUGCACGCUCCUCGGACAAAUGCAAGGUCAUAUCCAGGCCUCCCCCCUUCUGGUCAACAAGCAGCCAAGCUUGACUGCGGCCAGGAUCGACCGGAUGAAGACUGUAUUGGACACUGCGAAAGCAAUCAAAAAUGCCGUGAAGUUGCCGCAACUCGAAGAGAACGAGGCGAUGGCGGACAAAUUGCUCAAGGAGGCACUGGUUAAGGGUGACAACAAGGCGUUGGAAGAGCAGUUGAGGGACGACUGGCUGCCGAAGAAGUCCAAACUGAAGGAUGGAAAGGCAAUUCUGGCGCCCGCGGAAGUGAGCAUCGGCAUUCUCAAGAGCGACCUUGAGGGACUUGCGGGCGUCAUCAAGACCAUGCUUGACCAGCGUAGGGGCCAGCGUGAGACUUCGAUGCAGAGGGAAGAGGGCGACCAGCUGUUCCUCCUGCGCCAGCAGAUGGAGUGGUGUGAGAAGGUGGUCGACGGCCUUCUGCUCUGGCUCGACCACGAGGUGGCGAAGUUCCGAGCGAUCAUCAUCACCUGA
This is a messenger RNA of Zymoseptoria tritici IPO323, 972 nucleotides long. RefSeq lists its product as uncharacterized. The record is from RefSeq and is a predicted model, not a curated record. The transcript has 3 exons. The coding region runs from base 1 to 972 and encodes 323 amino acids. Lineage: Eukaryota; Fungi; Ascomycota; Dothideomycetes; Mycosphaerellales; Mycosphaerellaceae.